AUUCAUAUAAAUAUGAAUAGUCAAAUUUAACAUUUGCUCCUUUUAAUGAAUUAAAUUUAUUCGGCUUAGUAGUAAAAAAAUUAAUUACUGCAGUGCUUUUAUCUAAGCGCUCUUUUUUUUAUGUUUCAUAAUGGAAAAAGAAAUGUGCAAAAAGGUGUUUGAUCCCGAGUUGUAUAAUGCAAAACAAACACCAUUGGACCAUGUGAAAGUCUUUAUCUCCAAGAAGCUUCCUGAGUUAGGAUGGGGUCAAACACAAAAAAAGGAAAUUGUAAUGGACGUUGGCUGCGGACCAGGAAAGAAUACCAUCCAGCUAAUUCUGCCUCUUUUUCCUCAAGCUGAGAAGAUAUUCGCAAUCGAUUUUCUGCCGAACAUGAUAGAAUUUGCACGGAUUCAUAAUUGCCAUCCUCACAUCGAGUACAAUGUGGCCAACAUCGAAAAUUGGUCUAUGAUUGAACAAUGGAAAGGUCAGAUAUCAAAACUUAUUAGCAUUCAUUGCAUCCAUUGGCUGAAAGAUAAGAGACGAGGCUUGCAGAAUAUAUUUCAACUCUUAAAGCCUGGUGGUGAAGUAGCCUUCUGCUUUCUUAUGUCAUCUCCUAUAUUUCCUGUAACACUGAAGUUAGAAAGCGAUCCUAAAUGGAGUAAAUUCUUCAAAGAUGUUGACAAUAUGGUUCCAGAUACCUAUAUUAAUAAGCAUGAGUCAUCGCGUUACAUAAAAAUGAUGGAAGAUAUUGGAUUCGAUAUCUUGUACUGUGAAGAAGGAGAGAAAGCGGAUCCAUAUUCAUCAGAUAAAGAAUACCGAGAUUUUUUUGCAUCACUUUGUGCUCUCGCGUCUCAUGUUCCAAGCGAUCAACGAGAAGAAUUCAUAGAUGAGGGAUUCCAGGAAAUGUUAAAACUGAAUGGUCGAGACAGUAGCGGAAGGCCAGUUCAUCGAGCCGACAUCACCCAAGUGGUGGCAAGAAAAAGGGACAUUCAAAAUUCUAAAAGCUUUUAGGAUUCCUAUGGGAUUUUUUUUAUGCACGGAUUUGAAACUGUUAUAAAUUUGAUUUUUUAGUUGAAUUGAUUAUGAUUAGUUCAAGAUUUUUAUCCAAUUUUAUUUAUAUCUUUAUUGAAACUAAUAAAAAAGCAAGAAUUCUAAAAAUUGCUCAUAAA
Messenger RNA from Argiope bruennichi, 1149 nucleotides. RefSeq names its product juvenile hormone acid O-methyltransferase-like. NCBI's taxonomy places the organism in Eukaryota, Metazoa, Arthropoda, Arachnida, Araneae, Araneidae. The transcript has 5 exons. The record is from RefSeq and is a predicted model, not a curated record. The coding region runs from base 131 to 991 and encodes 286 amino acids.